Molecule: messenger RNA, 12233 nt
Organism: Dinoponera quadriceps
Lineage: Eukaryota; Metazoa; Arthropoda; Insecta; Hymenoptera; Formicidae
Gene: Rbcn-3A
Product: dmX-like protein 2
Exons: 30
Coding region: 268-10269 (3333 amino acids)
Biological process (GO): vacuolar acidification
Cellular component (GO): RAVE complex
Molecular function (GO): protein binding
Source: RefSeq, a predicted model, not a curated record
AUUCCCCUCAGUCACUUCUUACCUCCGUGCCUUUAGCCAGUCAGCCAGCCGCUACGUGAUAAGAAAUGUGGCAGUCUCGUACGAGGAGACCGAUUCAAAGAUGGCCGCGCCGCGGUCGCUCGAUCACCCUAUCGUGUUAAUCCCGAGGCAUCCCGCGGGAUCGUAGUUCGUCCCGUUCGCAGUCCCCGUCGGCGGUCGACCUUAGUGCGCUUACUCAGUGUGGUACAGCGAGCGGGUGAUGAUCUAACGGCUCCCGGUCGCGCGAUCAUGAAUUGCCAUCAGAUACUGAGCGGCGCCUGCAAUGCGGGCGAUCGCUGUUACGCCGUUGGCUCCGUCGAGGGAAUUUCCUUCACGGCGUACGCAGCUGGCUGUAAUAUCGUGAUCCUGGCUAAUAACUUCGAACGAGUGCAGAUCAUUCCCGGAGCGGUGCACAAUUACAUCAGAAUCAGCUGUCUGGACUGCAGCACAGACACAGGGAAGAUAGCUGCGGCGUAUGAGAAUCAAGUCUGCAUUUUUGAGCCGACGCCGCUCAUACACAGCACCUGUUCACAUCAAUUAGAGUACAGAUGGGUUCAAACGGGAAGUCUGCAGACGGAAUCGAACAUCACUUCUUUAUCAUGGAAUUUAGAAGGAACCAGGUUGCUAACUGGUGGCGAGCUGUUACAAUUGUGGCAUCAGAAUAUUAUGCCAUUUCAGGAAGAGCACACUGGUGCGGUGACAUUUUCCAUCGGAGGAGAAGCCGAGAGUCCUGGGCCUGGAGAUACAGCGAGUGCUAACGAUCUCGGCGGAUGGAAUUGCGUAUGGAAGUGUCGCACGGCUACACCGGUCCAUCUUAUGAGCUUCAGUCCUGAUGGCACUCUGUUUGCAACUACAGGAGUGAAUGAUAGAUUAGUCAAGAUCUGGUUCGAAAACAAGCAGUUAUUUCCAGGCAGAAGCAUGGAUCAUGCAAGUUUUUCCCAGUCGGUGGGUAGCGAUAAUUACAGUUUCGUUUAUGUGGCACAUCCUCGCGCAGUGACACACCUUUCUUGGCGCAAGACAAGUAAAUACAUGCCAAAGGGCUCCGUAUCCAAUAUGUUGGUUACCUCGUGUCGCGAUAACAUUUGUCGCGUGUGGGCCGAGACAAUACCGCCUGAAAUUGAAGGUCUGGCCAAUAUGAGCCAGUUCGAAGGCUCCGACAGACAUGGUCAUCAUGGCAAACAUCGUCACCAUAACAUGCAUAAACACCGGUUUAUGCAACGCCUCAAGCACAUGAAGACAUGCUUUCAUAUACGGCGACACGCUAAGCAGCAACAUCAAGCCGGUCACACAGCACCGACUUUGCCAACGCUUCCGUCUACGUAUUCUGUGCACGAUUUUCACAACAAUUAUCAAACCUCUGGUCACUACCCAGGGAUGCAUUUCCAUUUAGCAGCCAGUAUCAACGCAGAAACUGAUAUACCGCUAGUACCGAGCCUAAUUACCGGGGACCCCGAAAGAGAACCGAAUUUUAUCUUACACUGGCUAAAUAACAAAGAAAUGCACUUCACGAUGCAAGCCGAAAACAUAUUGCAGGAGUUGACGCGUAAAGUAGUAGAAAAAGAGGAAGGUUUGCAACAUCAAGAUGCUGAACACGUGGAACACGAUUCCGAGGAUGAAUGUACACCGAAAAAAGGUGUUCGGUUGCAAACAGCCCAGAAAGCGGUGGUCGGUGGUCGCUCAAUGAGUCAAGAGGAUCACAGUAGUGAUGAACAUCAUACUACGCAUACUACCUCGUCACAUCAUAGUCUAGCGCACAGUGUACACUCCCAUCCGAGCCUCAGCAACACAACCUCCAUCAACUCCAUAGCGACGGACGCGACGUCUACGAUGAACCACGCGCCGGAUUCACUGGACACCAAGAUUGAGACGUUGCUGCGCGAUUGGCAUCACAAUCCGGACCUGCUGUUUUCAAUACACCCGAUAGACGGGAGCUUCCUGAUCUGGCACAUCGAGUGGUUAGACGAGUACCACCCGGGAUCCUUCCGACAAGCGCAGAUCUCAUUCUCCACUCGUAUCCCGAACGCGUUCCCGCUCGGCGAUGCGUCGACGAUGAGCCACAACGUAUCGAUGUAUUCUCACAACACCGGCGGGCCUUUGCUGAACAUUCGCGAGGUUGCCAAGUCUUCGAAGACUACCGACCCCAGCGAAGUCGCAACACCUUUACCUAGUCUCAUAGAGCAAGACGAAGAGCAGUCCACCUUGACGUCGAGAGCCGGUCAAGAAUUACUGAAGAAUAUCGAGAGCACGAACGAUCAGAGUCAGACGGCUGCGAAGGCGGAUACUGGCGCGCUGGAGGGCAGCAAAAGCGGGCAGGACACGGAUCUGUUGGCCCAUCCUAGCCCGAUCGUCUCCAUGGUGUCGAAGCACUCGAACGGCACGUUGAACUUGUGGCAACUGACGUUCGCGGACAAGACGAAGUUCUCUCAGGUACUGAGUAUAGGUCACGCGUGCAGGGCUUCCGGGCACCGCUUCCGCGUGAACGACAUCACCUGCCAUCCCGUCUUGCCUCUGCUCGUGACAACCUCCCAUCACAACAUACCCGAGUUCUCCGGCGCCCAGUCGACCGAGUCGAGCGAGAACAUCAGCAUCAAGCAGGACACUUGCAAGGGCAAGGACAUCAUGUCGCCCACCGGCUUCUGCAGCGAGCUGAUACUGUGGCGGGUGGACGCUGUGGGGCCUCUGUCGAAGAGCGGCGGCGUCUCCGAAUUGGCGCGCAUCAAUUCGCCGGAGAUAUCGGCGUUCAGUAACGUAGCCUGGAUCCCGACGCUUCUGCCGAGCACGACGCUGGGUAACUUGUCCAAUUCGCCCAGCGCCUGCUUCGUAGCGAGCGACGGUGAGUGCCUGCGGGUUUACCAGGCUGUAAUCGACGCUCGAACGCUGCUGGCAGAAGUGUCGAUCAGCGAGAGGAGGAGCAGGAUGAUGGACUCGAUGGCCAGCCUGUCGACGGACAUGUCGUCGGACGACGGUGUCCGACACUCCAUUCACGACAGGAUAAAGAUAGUGUCGCAGCAGUCGACUGCGAGGCCGGGAUGCGUCAUACAACUGGACGCCAUCUCCGACGCCACUCACGAUUGGCAGAACACGCAGUUCCUGCACGUCUUCCAGGAACAACUGAUCACGGGCGAGAGAAGCGACGAGAAGCUGCUGGGUUUCGAUACGUCGUCCAACGAUCUAGGCCUGAUGGAGUCCACCCUGGACGCCAUGGUGGAUUUGCAGCAGUCGGCGAUCUUCGAGGAACCGUUCUACAUAGUGGUUUUGGAGCGUACGCAGCAGGGUACCACCGUGCACAUGUGGCGGCUGGUGAUAGCCUCGCAGCCCGAGACCACCGGCUUGUCAGGCUCGAUGAUGUACGUCCCGGACUCCCAUCUGGUGCAGGACGAGGACGAGGAGGGCACGCCGGGUAGGUUGAGCCACGCGGAGGGCCGGAGGUCGCGCAGAGCCAGCCAGACGCGGAGCCGUCGCGACAGUCAGGCCGAUAUGGACUCCACGUUCCUGCACCGCCGCCAUCAGAACAGCCACGUACUGAUCACGACCACGAAGGUGUGCACUCAGGAGUUGCCGUUGCCCGACGGGGUGGAGGUGAUCCACGCCGCCCCGGCCGCCGGACACCUAAGCAGCUCCUCGAUAUACCCGGCCUGCUUCGCGCCCUAUAUCGUCGUGACGGCGUGCAGCGACAGCACCGUGCGCUUCUGGAGGUGCAAGGUGACGAAGAGGCCGGAUGACAAGCUGGACUACGAGUGGUGCGAAUGGGAGAUGACUAGGAAGGAUCAGGAGUCGACGAUCGACAUCACCGGCCAGCCGUUGAACAUCAGCGCGGCUUACAGUGGGCGCAUCGCCUGCGCCUACAAGUACGGCAAGUCGUUCACCCGGCCGACGAAGAACGACCCGGACUCGCGUUACGUGAACCUAUGCGUCGCCAUAUACGAGUGCGAGAGCACCGGUGGCAGCGAGUGGAUCCUGGAGGACACGAUCCAUCUGAAGAACAUUCACCUGCCGCGCAUACCGGUCGAUCAGCACUUGGACCUCAGUUAUUUGUACGACAGUAGAUUCCUGCAGAAGAAGCAGAGGCUGACUCAGGUACUGCAGACCCUCAGCCACGAGGACAUCCGAUCGUCGAGGAAUGGGGAGAACGGCGACUCGACGAAGGCGAACGCCGGCCUGCUGGCGGUGCCGUCCUUCAGCACGCUGCAGUCCCUGCGCAAGUCGAUCAUCGAGAACGGCAACACGUGCCCGCUCACGCAGAAACACCUGGUGCAGCUCGACUGGGUCUCGAAGGAAGACGGCUCGCACAUCCUGACCGUCGGCGUCGGCUCGAAGAUCAUGCUCUUCACCCCGGUGUGCUCAGACUUGGCGCAGGCGAACAUGAAGGCGAUGAAGGAGUCGCAGAGCAACAACAGGCCGAUACUGCGGAAGACCUCGUCGCUGGCGCAGCCGCAGUUCGUCGACGAGAUCCGCUGGAUGAAGCUGCGGAAGAUCGAGCUGACGACGGCGGACGGGCUGCCGCCUCUGCCCAUGCAGAUCUCCUGGGUGCGAGACGGCAUCCUGGUGGUUGGAAUGGACUCCGAGAUGCACGUCUACUCCCAGUGGAAGCCGAACCCGAAGAACGACUGUUUCCACUCGAACCUGCAGCACCAGGAGUCCGACGAGUUCCAGGCGUCGCGGAACCUGCGCGACGAGGACCUGCGAACGUUGGCGCACGAGACUUCCCAGAGGCGGCUGGCGAACGUGUCUUCCAUGCCGCACCUGUCGCGCGUAAGCAGCAUCAACCUGACGAUGCUGGACGCGAAGAAGAAACGCGGCAUGCAGAACGAGAGCCUGAGCUUCGAUUACAUGCCGGAUUACGGGCUGUUCGAGGCCUCGAGGAUAGCCUGUCCCGUUCUGCCGCAGUAUCAUCCGAAGCAGCUGAUGGAGCUGUUGAAUUCCGGCAAGAUCCGAUGGGUGAAGGCCAUACUGGCGCACCUGGUCCGGUGCAUCGGCAGCUCCUGCUCCCUGCGCGUCGACGACGAGAGCCUGGUGAAGCAGCGCAGCGGAUGGUCGCGCUCGAGAACGAUGUCGGUGAGCUACGCCGGCACGACCUCGCCGUUGGAGCCGAGAGGCUCGACCACGCAGAUACCGGAGGAGCUCACCCUCGAUUACGCCGAGAUCACCUCUAUCUCGCCGCUUCCGUUGUGGACCCUGCUGAUGGCCGACAAAGAGACCAACCUGCUGCCGCAUCAGCAGAACGAGGACAAGCACGACUAUAACGAACUGUUCGACAGUAAUUUGGACGAGGGGGAUUCGUUGGACGACAUGUUGGACGAAGGUUACGACUGCUCGCGGCAGAAAGAUAGGCGAUCCUCGGUCCCGGAGAGACAGGGCAUAUCCCACUUCGGGCCGAGACAGGGCAGGCUGUUGUCGCGUCUCUUGACCCACACUCAUCUCCCGGGCUUGUCCAGCCUCGAUCAGAUGCACCUUCUCGCCCUGGCCGACACCGUCUCCACGUGUAACGUCGACUUCGCGGAGAGAUUCGCGAUCGACGCGGCGAAGAACGCGAUCGCGAAGGAGAAUCUGACCGGCAUCCCGGACGGCGAGACCGUGUCGACCGAUUCGUUGGACGACUGCGGCCUCAGGUUCCUCCUGGCGAUGAAGCAUUAUAAUUAUCUGAUACGCUGCCUGCCGCUGGUGCAGAGAGCGCAGUUCCAGAAGCAGGGCAUCGCGUCGAACAAUCUCGUGUGGGCGUUCCACUCCGAGUCCGAGGAGGAGCUGCUAGGCUUGAUACCUUCUUAUGCCAAAGGUCAACCAAAGUGGUCCGUGUUGAAGGAGCUCGGCGUAGGCUGGUGGAUCCGGAGCAACACGGUGCUGAAGAAGUGCGUGGAGAAGAUAGCGAAGGCCGCUUUCCAGCACAAGCAGGAUCCUUUGGACGCGGCUGUCUACUACCUGGCGAUGAAGAAGAAGAACCUGGUGUGGGGCCUGUUCAGGAACAAGCGCGACGAACGGAUGACCACCUUCUUCGCGAACAACUUCGCCGAGGACCGUUGGAGGAAGGCGGCCCUGAAGAACGCCUUCGCUCUCCUCGGGAAGCAACGGUUCGAACACGCGGCGGCCUUCUUCCUGCUGGCCGGCGCGCUGAAGGACGCCAUCGACGUGUGCCUGAACAGACUGAGCGACAUUCAGCUAGCGAUGGUGAUCGCUAGGCUCUACGAGAACGACACGUCGUCCCCCAACAUGAGAAGACUGCUGUACGAGGAGAUCCUCGGCUGCGAUAAGGAAGGACAAAAUCAAGAUAUAAGCAGAGUGCAUCCCGAUCCCUUCCUGCGGAGCAUGGCCUUGUGGAUCUUGAAGGAUUACUCCGGCUCCCUCAAUACGCUGCUUCUGACCAACGUCGGCCACAUGCAUCCGCAGUACAACGACGAGUCUGACAAACCAGAGGGAACGACCGCGAAUCCGAACGUCUUCAACUUCUACGUGUAUCUCCGCACGCAUCCGUUACUGAUUAGGCAGUACAUUGCUUCCACUGCGCAAGAUAAGAAGAAGGGACACUCGGUAGUGAUUUCAGGAUUCAGUUACGGAGGCACGGAGACGAAGAGUCAGCCGGACAAACAGCUGAUGUUGGAGGACACUAUUACGCCAUUGGAAAGGCAACUGUAUUUCACGACUGCACACGCACAUUUCAAAGCCGGCUGUCCGGCCCUCGCGCUUGAAGUUUUGUCCAAAUUACCUAAUAAAGUUAUGGACACGAAUGGUGAAGAUUCUCCCAGUUUAUUAAAUAGUCCGAAUAAAUCCAGAGCUCAAGACGUUCAAAUAGAUACGGGUAUUAUUAAUUGGGGAAAUGAGUCAAGUGCAAUAACGAAUAAUAAAGAUGCAGCUGCCUCGGUAGAUUGGGGCACGCCGUCAUUCGAUUGGUCCCAGAGCGGCAGACGCAUGGAGGAAGACAAAUUAGAAUUAAAUUGGGACGACGAUCCUGCCGACGGCGAUGACGCUGAUAGUCCUCCUAUGAGUAUGAAACUUGACAAGAAAGAAGACGAUACGCACAAAUUAGAGAAUGAUAACGACGAUGUCGCAAAGUCAGCUGGACAGUUGGAUAUCAUGGCGCAGCAGCUGAAGUUCGUGGCCUGUCUGAAAAUCCUGAUGGAGGAAUUGUCCACGUUAGCGACCGGCUUCGAAGUGGACGGAGGUCAGCUGCGAUACCAAUUGUACGUGUGGCUGGAGCGAGAAGUGGACGCUCUUAGGCAGCUUUGCAGUUACAGCACUAGUGCGGACGGAGAUGUGAACACCGUGUCGGAAUACGAAGGUGGUAUGGUGGACGACGUGCCGCCGUACAAGCCCGGUGAGCAGCCAACGUUACAUCAAAUAUUAGUGGCGGAGAAGUUGGACUUUGAAGCUAAAGUACAGAGAGCCGCCAAGAGGAAAAAAUGGCUGAAAGCUAACGAAACAUUGUUGAGGACAUUACUGUCGUACUGUUCGUUGCAUGGUGCGUCGGGUGGCGGCCUAGCGUCAGUAAGGAUGGAGUUGGUGCUCUUACUGCAGGAAUUGCAACAAGAAAAGACUCAACAACAAUUGCUCAGCCCCCUGCCCUUCCCCACCACGCUACCUCUGUUAAGCGCCAGCGUUGCCUGCAACAAAACCGUCGUGGCCGAUCCGGUUCGGCAUCUGCAGUCCCUCGCGCAUGAUAUGCUGCAGACACUGGUAGAGCUACGGAAUCCGCCGAUGCCUAAUAGAAAUACGCAUUAUUGCGAAGUAUUUAUUAUGAGAGACUUAGCGGUGGCACUUAGCGCCUGUAUUUACCAGUCCCUUUGCGACUCGGAUACGUUUGUUAUGAAGCAUCAUCAGCCAGAUAGUUUCCCAGCGGUCGCUGAAGUGGAAACGUUCUCAGGUGGCCACUUGGUAGCCUCGAACAGGUAUCAUCGACGAUACUCGACAGACGACGGAGUAUGUAUAACUACUUCGCCUCCCAAGUGGCCGGGCGUAACUAACUUACGCGCCUUGCUAGCCCGAGAGAAGGACGAGGACACUCCGAAGUUGAACAUUUUGCUCUGCGAAGCUUUCGUAGCGACGUACAUGAGCCUUUUCAUCUACGCUCUCUCGAGUUGCGACAGUCACAUCUUGUAUAGAUUGGUCGGGCAACACUUCGAUAACAACACAUGGUCCUGUCUCUUUGGCGGUGGGGUUAAGAAGCUGUUACGCGUAGCGAGCACCAGCAGCCAGAGCGGCAGUGCGAGUGGCGUCGAGCGGGCCGACAGUGUGGCAAGUGAGAUCCAAAGUACCGCCAGCGGUAUGUGGAACACUAUGACGUCGUUGACGAAGCAGCGCGUCAAGCUGAACAUGAAACUGUUGGGACAGUUUACGGGUCAACAACCAAAUAUGAAGGAAGACAAGCCUACGUAUAGAGAACAAUUUGUGUCACCUCAGAUGAGCAUGAUUUCCUAUUUCCUCAUGAAGCCACGCAUAGAAAACGAAUACGCAGACGAAAUUGAUUAUGAUUCUUCUGACUCUGCGGUGUCGGACUUGGAUACCACAGACGACGAGGAGGACGUAUUCGACACGAAUUCGAAGCCAAAGAACAAGCCAAAGGAUAAUACGGAACAUAGUAACUCCAAUUCGUACAGUUGGAAUAUAAUGAGACUAGCGAUAGUUAAAAUACUGCAGGAGCAAUUGCAAGACUUUCUGACAGUCGCCGGCAUAGAGAUGCAAGAAUUACCUGUAAGUAGCCCAUUAAUCCAUGGUACACUGGGUAUUGUCGCACAGUGGCAAGAUUCUUUGCGCGAAGAACUGGAAAUUAAAGGUCCACCGCCAGCCAAUUACAUACCCGGCUGUGCGCCGGAUCCCUCUCCUACGCCAGGGAAGCCGGCUAUUCACAAAUAUCGAUCUUUGUUAGAAAAAGGGAAUACGCCAUUUAAUACACGACUGGCAUCCGCGGCGCCCGCCAAUCGUCUGUGGUGUUAUUUGGUUAGGCAAGAAUUGGUCCAGGAUAUCUUUAUUCGUGCGGUGUUCGGGAAACGAAGAUCCUUGUCGUCGAUACUCGAGAGUACCCAGACAGUCAUGGAUAACGUUCAUCGCGGAACUGGGGAAGAUAAGGGUAGCGACAGCGGUACUACAAGUUUGCCGGAACCAGUCAGGAUUAUUCAUAAAGAACAAGACAGCAUCAGUGCCUUCUGUCUCAAUCAGGUAAACCCAGGUUUAAUGGCCCUUGCUACACCCCGGGAAGUGCAAGAGAUGAACAUUUCCCUGCUCUUGGAACUUCCGUCGUGGUUGGAAGAUGAAUGCGAAUUCGAUAUUAUUAAUUUGAAUAAGCAACCCGACCCGGAGCCUGUACAGCCAACCAGUUUCUUAGUUAUACAAACCGCAGCAGAUCGUCCUUUAUUGGCACAGAGUCCUCAGCCAAACAGUCCUCAAACUCAAUCAGGUAUAGCCAGUCAGAGUGGACGUGGCGCGAGUGUGAUUCUGAAGCACAAAAUCGACGGAAUCAGGAGGAUCUCUUCCCAUCCACUUUUACCGUUAUACUUAACCGGAUCGCAGGACGGCUCUGUGUCGUUGUGGGAAUGGGGUCAUCAAACAGCGAUUGCCACUCCGAGGGCACCAGGCACCUUCGCCAAAGUGACCCGCGUACGUUUCUCUCAGCACGGCAAUAAGUUCGGCGUGGCAGAUUCCGACGGUCAUCUGAGCCUGUUCCAAGUGGCAUGUCGCGAGGGAACUGCUCGGCCGUUCUUCGUAAGGACCUCUUACUUUCUCGUGACCGCAGACUUCGUUUUCCUCGGCGCGUGCAGUCUCGUGGCUACCGCUGGUCAUGGCUCGGAAGGACGGAACGUAGCUUUGUGGGAUACGUUACUCCCGCAAAACAAGUCUCUCGUGCAAGGUUUCAUGUGCCACGAACAAGGAGCCAGUUCGCUGAUCCUGGCGCCGCAGCAUCAAUUAUUGAUCAGCGGCGGCAAAAAGGGCGACAUUACCAUAUUUGACGUGCGACAACGGCAACAAAGGCAUAGAUUCCAAGCGCACGAGUCGGCCAUAAAGUGUCUAGCGCUCGAUCCGCACGAGGAAUUUUUCGUCAGCGGGGCAGGUGAUGGCGAUAUUAAGAUAUGGGCCUUGACCGUCCAUUCCCUGCUCUACUCAUUCCCCGCGGAACACCCACGGUCUAGUUUCUUCAAGAAUAUAGGGCAGGGAGUAACUCAGUUACACGUGGAUUCUGCGGGACGAUUAUUUUCGUGUGGAGCAGAUGGUUCUAUGAAAGUCCGUCAACUGCCAGAACGCGAUUGUGUAGUACAAGCGCUUUAUUAGGAUUACAAAAACAAAAAAAUGAUGAUGAUAAUGAUGAUGAUGAUGAUGAAGAUGAAGAAAGAAAUAUGAAAUACCGUGUAAGUAUAUUACGCAAGAGAGCUGAUAUUUAUUGAUUAUUUACACACACACACACACACACAUACACACAGAAAAUGAAUCGUUAAAGAAGUCUACGCAUCCAUUGAUCGCUGUUGUACGAUAUACCAACUACUUUCACAUACAGAUAUGCAAACGGUACGAUUAUCCCUUUGCAUGGCUAGUGUGUUGUGACAAACUAAUCGGGUAUUAUUUAUAAAUAUAUAUAAAUAUAUAUAAAUAUAUAUAUAUAUAAAUAUUUAUAUUUAUUUAUUUAUAAUAUUGUCGAUAUAUAUAUACAUAAUUUUGUCGAGAGAGCUACUUACAUAAAGUAGUAAAUUCCGCACGAAUAUUGUUGUUGUUGUCAAAAAUUGAAGCUCUAUUAUAUAGUCUAAAACAUAGCGAGCUAUUAACUUAGAUAGCGUAUCAAAGUGUUUCCAACUUAGAGAAAAAGAAAACCAAAGCAGCGAGCAGACAGGAAACCGUGGCGCCGUGAACGGUCGCCACAUUUAGAACGGCACUGUGUAUGUUCCCCAAAAAUGUAUUUCGUAUGGAGCAGCAUAUACAUUUACUAAUGUGAUGAUCAUUCCUUUCUCACAUGAAAGUAAUAUAUUAAAAUUCGAUAAAUAUGUAUAAUCUACGUACCUCUUCAUAUAUAUUUUAAUAUGUAAUAUAUGUAUUUAUAUAUAUCAGUUAUUCAAUUUUACUGUUUAGCAGCGGAUAAUUUAAAGACAAUUUAGCCUGAUCUUUAUAGCGAUUAUGACUAGUGAAAUGAGAUAUUUCUUUACGCCCUAAAAAAAAGGAACUGUGGUUUCUGUGUAUUAUUUGUUGAAAUAGAGACAAUGUGAGUGCAAUGUGAGUAAGUUAUUGUUUCUGUAAUAUAGUCCGAUAAAUUGGUUCAAACGAAUCCUCGUGUAUUCAAAAUAUCCUCUUCGGCGCUUUCUCUCGAUCGUAUAUCGCAAUGUAAAAUAUACAAAUGCAAAUGCUAUUUGCGAAGCAUGUGCGAAACAUGGCAAAUUAUUUUUUUUUUUUUGGAUAAUGAGUAAAAUAUAUAGAGCUUGAGAAAUUUGUAUCGUCUUCUCUUCAGCUCUUUCUUUUUCUUUCUUUCGAGAUGUGAUAUACUCACCUGAUAAUAAUAAUUGCAACACAGCAGAUUGCUGUAAUGUACUUACAUUGUCGCAUAAACGUCGUCGCAAUAACGUAAAUAAUUACGAAUUACUUAAAUACAUGUUACUAAUUAAUAAGGAAAAUUAUAGAGUCGCGAGGUUUUUCAGAGCCUAGAGUUUUUGUUUCCUAAAUCUCUCCGGUUUGUUUUAACAGUGGUCUAACGAAUGUCUAGGUAAAAUGUAUUUUUCUCAUAUCCACGGUUUUGUAAAUAUUGUGUGAAUUAAUUAGAGAGAGAGAGGUAUCAUUCAAUAGGGACUUGUUUGAAUACGUGCAACACCAGAUCUGAAAUUUUAGUAGCACCCGUAGCUUCUAUGUGUCCGAUAUUUAAAUUAUAUUUUGUCACGCAAUGAAAAACUGUUUAUAAUUAGUAAACGUGUUAAUUCUGAUAUUCAAAUUAUACAUAUAUAUAUAUAUAUAUAAAUCUCAUUGAUUCGUAUGAUACAUCUAUGAAAACACUUAUUGAUCUUUCGCACUUUAAUUCAAUGUUAUAAAAUGGCACCAUAUUUCAUUAUAAUGUAAAAGAGAAGUAAAUAAUAAUAUAAGAAGUAAGUAAAUAUCCGUUGCCUAACUAUUUUAAAUGCUUUUACCGGCUUGUUUUAUGCUAAAAGCCUGUCCUGAUUGAAGGCUGAUAAUAAUCUACAAUAAUCCCAUUUUUAAGGAAUACUAAUAUAUAACGUGUAUGUAUACAUGACUAUGUAGUAUAAAUUAAAUUCAUGUUUGUA